AUGGCGCUCCAACCCACCCCAGACCAGAAGAUCGACCGACAGACGACGACGCCCUUCCUGCUGCGACUCUACUACCGAUCCAAUGGCUUCCACUCGCCCAACGAGUUCUCGACGGUGCCGCCGCCCUCAUGGUUGCAGCAGUCGAGUCUGCAGAUCUACACCUGGCCCUCGUGCACUCUUGCAGAACUGACCACCCUCCUCACCACCGCCUUACCGAGUUUGCUUCCGUCACCAUCCGUCGGCACCCGCAUUGGCUACCGUCUGGUCUUUCCCGACACGCGUAGUGUUCCGCCGUCGGGCGCUUCAGAUGCUCCAGGACGAUGGCUAUCGAAAGAGCUGGGUAGUGUCAUCCUCGGACAGGGCCACGACUAUGAUCAAGAGAACGACCCUGCUGGUCUAGGACGCAUGGAUGGCGACGCGCAAAAGACGCUGGCAGACGCCCGCUUCGUCAUUGGCGACUACAUCUCGUGCGCCGUCUUCCCUCCCUUGGCUGACGGCUCUGUCGCUCCUCUGCCCCCUGCCACACCUGCCGUCAGAGGUACAUCUGGUCGAGGAGGUCCACCACCGCGCGGCGAGAACGGCCGUCCACCCAGGCCAGGAAGAGGUCAAUUUCAAGGAGACAGAGCCUUUGGCCCACAAGGCGUUCCCCACGGCGAAUGGAGACGAGGCGAGAGAGUCCCCGAAUAUGCUCGCUCGGGUCGCGGAGGUGGUGGUGAGCGUGAACGUGGAGGAGGCAGAAACAGACCUUACUGA
Messenger RNA from Aureobasidium vineae, 753 nucleotides. The record is from the annotation of a GenBank genome assembly. Lineage: Eukaryota; Fungi; Ascomycota; Dothideomycetes; Dothideales; Saccotheciaceae.